This is a messenger RNA of Talaromyces stipitatus ATCC 10500, 1464 nucleotides long. Its product is annotated as vitamin H transporter, putative. NCBI's taxonomy places the organism in Eukaryota, Fungi, Ascomycota, Eurotiomycetes, Eurotiales, Trichocomaceae. Gene Ontology annotation, cellular component: membrane. The coding region runs from base 1 to 1464 and encodes 487 amino acids. Gene Ontology annotation, molecular function: transmembrane transporter activity. The record is from RefSeq and is a predicted model, not a curated record. The transcript has 6 exons. Gene Ontology annotation, biological process: transmembrane transport.
AUGACCGAGAUCAAGGUUGACAAUACUCCAAGCGUGCUGUCUAUACCAUCAGACCCGGAGAAAGAUGUUGCCCCGGCUGGUAACGGAGAGAUCACGGGCAAUGAAUAUGUCGAUCCCAAGAUUGAGAGGUCUUUGGUCCGCAAAUUUGAUCUUAUGAUCCUACCCAUGUGCGCUCUUGUCUACUACACUCAUACACUUGACCGCGCGAAUUUAGGAAACGCAAAGACUAUGGGCCUUGAGAAAGACCUGAGUCUUGUGAAUAACGAAUAUUCGCUUGUUCUCAUUCUGUUCUAUAUUCCUUACGGUCUUUGCAAUAUUCCUGCAGCUCUCCUGGCCAAACGCUUCAACCCUGCUAGAGUGAUCCCAAUUAUGAUGGGAACUUGGGGCUCAUUAUCCAUGAUCACUGCUUCCACGAAGAAUUUCGGCGGACUGCUAACAGUGAGAAUCCUUAUCGGCGUGGUCGAAGCCAGUUUUAUGCCUUGCGUGUACUUGUAUUACUCGUUGUUUUAUACAAGGAAGGAACUUGCUUUGAGGACGGCAGCUUGGGGAUUCACCGGUUUCAUUGCUGGCGCAACUAGCGGCUUGAUUUCAUGGGAUGUGUCUCGAUGGCAUCGGUCUUUAACCGGCUGGCAAUAUCUAUUCCUCAUUGAAGGUGGCAUGACCGUUGGCCUCGCGGUCAUAGUCUUCUUAGUUCUGCCCCGUGAUACGAACACAAGAUGGUUCACCGACGCAGAACGACGAGUUGCGCAAAUCCGCUUGCGUCGUGAGUCCAACUUGGAAAGCGCUGGUCAGAUUUCUUGGAAUGUCGCUUUCCAGGUUUUCCGGACAUGGCAGGUCUGGGCUUUUGCGGCAAUGGCUUUUCUCUGUGGUGUUGGUGUCGCGAGUGCUUCUAAUUUCCUUCCGACAAUGGUCAAACGUAUCGCUCAAUCCACGCCUCAGGGUAACCUAUACACCGUCGGUCCGAACCUUGUCGCCGCCUUUGUGCAAAUCGUUUCCUCAUGGCUGUCCGAUCGUUAUCAACAACGUGCCCUCGUCUCAUUUUGCACCCUGCUCGUCUCAAUGAUCGGAUUUAUCUUGCUCGCCACUCUAGACCUCGUCAAUCAUGUGCAUGUGGGCUAUUUCCUUACCUACAUGAUCACUUUUGGCACUUACAUGCCCGAAGUCCUGAUGCCACUUUGGCUAAGUAGUAAUUUGACAAAUGCUUCUUCGCGAGCUGUUGCAUUGGGUUUGUUUAUCGGCGGACUGAACAUCGGCGGUAUUCUGUCGAGUGCUGUGUUCAGGAACCAGUACGCACCAGUGUACGCACCUGCUCUGAUCACGGUGGCUACUUGUCAGGGGCUACUAUUGGUGGCGCUGAUUGUCAUGAGACAAUAUUACGUUCUCCAGAAUAAGAAGCUGGCUAGAGGUGAAAUAGAGCGGCCCAAGGAAUUGGAGAACAAUCAUGACUUCCGGUAUGCCAUAUGA